Messenger RNA from Chanos chanos (milkfish), 2535 nucleotides. RefSeq names its product asteroid structure-specific endonuclease 1b (gene aste1b). The coding region runs from base 80 to 2263 and encodes 727 amino acids. Lineage: Eukaryota; Metazoa; Chordata; Actinopteri; Gonorynchiformes; Chanidae. The record is from RefSeq and is a predicted model, not a curated record. The transcript is spliced from 5 exons.
GAACUUUAGAAGCCACACAGAAAAUAUGUGAGAGGGGGGUAGAGAGGAAUAUUCAACUGUUCAAACGAUCACAUGGAGGAUGGGAGUUCACGGAUUGACAAGUUAUGUGGAAGGAAACCGUCAUUUCUUCACCGACCUGAGACUGAGAGACAGUAGACUGGUGAUUGACGGCUGCAGCCUAUACUUCCGUCUCUACUUCAGCUCUGGGCUGGACCAGCAGAAGGGCGGGGACUACGAUACGUUCGCUGAUGUGGUACGGCAGUUCUUUUUGGCACUGUCCACGUGCAAGCUGCACCCAUUUAUCGUCUUAGAUGGCGGGAUUGACCAGACGGAGAAGAAAUUUACGACUCUGCGUGAGCGAGCGCAAAGCAAAAUCCAGGAGGCUCACGCCCUGUCCCGCGGCGCUCACGGGAGUGUCCUCCCGCUGCUCACCCGCGAGGUCUUCAAACAGGUCCUGUCUGAACUUGGCAUCCCCGUGGUGCAGUGUGUGUCGGAGGCAGACUGGGAAAUCGCAUGCUUGGCCAAUCAGUGGGGCUGCCCAGUGCUGACCAAUGACAGUGACUUUUACAUCUUCGACCUGCGUGGGGGUUACUUGCCCUUUGCUUUCUUUGAGUGGAGUAACAUUAACGGCAAGGCCUCCGAGCGCUAUAUCCCUGCCCGCCGCUUCACCGUUAACCGCUUCUGCUCCAACUUUAACCACAUGAACAAACAGCUGCUGCCCCUGUUUGCCGUCAUCGCGGGGAACGAUUACACGCCAGCCAAGACAACGGAGAUGUUCUUCAGCAGGGUGGAGCUCUUCGGUGGCCCGCCGAUGGGCAGGCAGGGUGGUGCACGGGGACGACGGGCGAACCCCCGAAUCGAAGGCCUCCUACUCUGGCUGUCUCAGUUCCCUGGUCCUGCGGAGGCUGUGGAGGAGGUGCUGGAGGUGCUGGGAGGAAAGCAGAGAGGGAGCCAAAGAAAACUCCUCUCAGAUGGAAUGCAAGAUUACCACCUUUCCCCUACCAGCAGUUUGGCCCUGUACUUCUCUGGCAGUCAGCAGGCGCUACUGAGUACUCAGGGACUGCCGACGGUGCUGGCUUCCCAGCCGGAGUGGCUCUUAAGAGGGCUUACCUGUGGCAGGCUGCCCCCUCUGGUCCUGGAUGUGCUGGUUCUCCACAGAGCCCUUCUGAUUUGUCAGGUGGAGAACAGUCGUCUGCCCAGCACCCACACCACGUCACAAAGCAUCCGCCAGGCCUUUUACAGCCUGCUCCUGAGGGGCGGGAACCAGCAAGGUGUCGACCAGUCACAGCAGGGUAGAGGUAGAGGAGGAAGGGGCAGAGGGGGGCAAAGGCGGGGUAGAGGAGGACCACAUAAGGAUAGGACCAACUCAGACACUUUUGGCAGCUACAGCACUCCCUCUGGUGUGGAGGAAUAUGACAGGCAUGACCUCACUCUGAGGAGAACUGUAGUCGAAGCUCAGCUGCCCAGCACUGUUCCACUGCUGCAGCUGAACACACUAGACCAGUUGCCUAUACCUGGGCGUCGGCAGGUGUUGUUGGGUGUUCUGGGUGUGGCUGACAGUGUGUUGCAGGGUGUUCCUGUUCACCUCUGUUUACCUGUGUGUGUGACAUGUUUCUGGAUGAGCGCUGCCAAACCCAAGCCCAGUGCCUCCCUGCUGCAUGCCCUGCUACUGGGCUUUGUCUACGGAGAGCUCUGCCGAUGCAGAAGCCUCCCCAAAGAUCCUGCAUCCUCAUGUGCAGGGGUGAGGUCGGUGUGCACACGACUGGCUCGGUUGAGGGUGAAACCAGGGGAGAGGAGGGGCCUGGACCUGGGUGUGGCCUAUUCCCUCUGCCAAUGGCAGUCCUGUAUGUGGGCGGGGCUUUAUUUGAACCAGCUGUUGUGUUUCCCGCUCCCUGAGCCCCAGUGUGCCUGGGUGUUCAGUGGUACUCUACUCCACGGGCUGGAGCUUGCCCUGAGGACUGGGAGCUCUGCUGAAUCUCUUCUGGCGGAUGCAGCGCUUCCCAUGCAACUGUUCUCUUGCCUGCAGGGGGCGGUAAUGAGCUCCAGUGUCCACAGCCUUGGGCCUUCAUCCUGCUCAGCCGCAAAGCACAGCAGAGGGGGGCAGAGACAGACCCAACAAAGGGGGCGGGGCCGUGCUGGGAGGGGGAGGGGGAAUAGAGGAAGGGGGCGGGGUAAUCAUAGAAAUGGGGGGGCAUGGUCAGCUGAUGAUCUGGACAACAGGUUUGCGCUCUUAGUGACUGGAGAGGAUGAAGAUGAGGAAUAGGUGAGGAGAAAAGAAAGGCGUGUGUCUUAUAAGAGAGGGAUGAGCAGAGAUAGACUGCGUGAUGUCAUAGACUGCGUGAUGUCAUAGACUGUGUGAUGUUGCCUUCCUAAGGGACCACCUCCUUAUCUCCUUUCAUUCAUCUCAGGAACAGUAACACUCUUUUCAAUUUUACAGUCAUAGAGAAUCACUUUAACUAUAUGCUUUUUAAAAUGAACUCCCUGAGGUCAAACACGUUGGAGUGAAUGAACGCUUGUCUGUAAAGGCCGGGAACC